CAACAGCAAGAACAAGAACAAGGAGGAAGAACAACCUUUCUUCUUCUUCGUUGUUGUUGUUGUUGUUGUUUGCUUGUUGCCGCCAAUAUCCACGUGCCCAAACGGUAAUUUCAAAACCGUAUCGGUCAAUUAUAAACAUACGCUAACCGUAAUAACGGAACAUUCAAGGAAGAAAAAACCUUAACAAAUAAAAAGAGAAAGGAACAAGCAAUCACGAAGAGGAGGAGAGAAAAGAAAAAAAAUGAGGCUAUGGCAAAAGGCAACGGGGGCUAUCAAAGAUAGGAAAAGUAUAUGGACCGCUAAAUUGAUGCAUAACGGUCCAUAUCAAAAUCCAAUCUUUGAAGCGGUGGUCAUCAAGGCUACAAGCCAUGAUGAGCACUGCAUCGAUUGCAAGAACGUCCAGAGAGUCUUUCAAUGGCUCCGAACGUCCCCGUUGCACCUGAAACCCCUGCUCUUCGCCUUGUCCUUUCGAAUGGAGAAGACGAAGAACUGGGUGGUUGCCAUCAAGGGCCUCAUGCUCAUGCAUGGCGUCUUCUGCACCAACAUUGCUGCGGUGCAGAAGAUGGGAAGGUUACCCUUCGAUUUCUCAAACUUCUCCGAUGGAUACCUGCACCCUUCAAAAGCUUGGGGAUUCAACUCCUUCGUGCGUGCCUAUUUCAAUUACUUGGACCAAAGGUCAGCGUUUGUUUCCUCGGAAUUCAAGAGGGUGAGCAUGAAGAACAACAAGAAGGAUGGUCUUGAGGUUGAGGAGACGUUGAUGGAGGAGCUUAAAAUGUUGCAGAAUUUUCAAGCGCUGAUUGACUCGCUCCUUCACAUAAAGCCUCGGAACGAGAGCAUGAAGCAGAAUGCACUGAUCCUUGAAGCCAUGGAUUGCGUGAUAGUUGAGAUAUUCGACGUUUACAGCAAGUUCUGUAAGAGAAUGGCGAAUGUGUUGAUGAGAAUCUACGACGUUGGUGGGAGAGAAGAGGCUGCCGUGGCUCUCAAGGUUCUUCAGAAAGCGUCGUCCCAAGGCGAGGAUCUGUCUUGCUACUUCAAGUUCUGUAAGGUGAUUGGUGUCCUCAACGCCUCUCAGUGCCCCAAGAUUGAAAGAAUCUCCGAUGAAGACAUUGAGGAUCUUGAAAGAAUCAUAAGCAGCGGAGACAACAUGGCCAUUGUGCUGAGCGACAGUUGCAUGGAGAAAGAGUUGAAAACGGUGAUCACAGAGCAGUGGGAGGUGUUUGAUGAUGUUGAUGAUUAUUCUUCAUCAUGGCAAAACAAGAACCCUUUCUUGGAUUCAUCAUAUGACUACAGCCUCGUAUGUCAACCUCCUCCUCCACCUCAAGUUCUUCCUGAUCUAAUUAGUUUCUAGAGAGGAUAUCAUCAUCAUCAUAACCAAUUAAGCGUACCUGCUUAAAAUAAAUGUAAUGGCUCUCCCCCCAUUUUGAAAUUAGACCUUAUCCAUUACAUGCUAUGAAACACGUAUAUCUGUUUUAUCAAUCUCCGAUCCUCAUUUGCAGAGGAAUUUUUGAAUCCCACCUAUUCAGUUUAU
Arachis duranensis is the source of this 1528-nucleotide messenger RNA. RefSeq names its product putative clathrin assembly protein At1g25240. Gene Ontology annotation, molecular function: clathrin heavy chain binding; 1-phosphatidylinositol binding; phosphatidylinositol-4,5-bisphosphate binding. Gene Ontology annotation, cellular component: clathrin-coated vesicle; clathrin-coated pit. Gene Ontology annotation, biological process: vesicle budding from membrane; clathrin coat assembly; clathrin-dependent endocytosis. Lineage: Eukaryota; Viridiplantae; Streptophyta; Magnoliopsida; Fabales; Fabaceae. The record is from RefSeq and is a predicted model, not a curated record. Bases 242 to 1348 code for a protein of 368 amino acids. The transcript has a single exon.